AGAGACAACAGAUAUUUGGAGUCCCUUUCUUUUUUUGUCUCCCUUCUUUUUUUUUUUUUUUUUUUGGAAACAGUCAGUCAGCCUGGACCGGAAAUUCUUCCUCUUUACCUUGCCCAUGCGCCUCCUUACUCAUUCUACAAUUUGUCUCCAUUGUUGACAUUCUUUUCAUGAACCUGAUCUUUGAUCUUUAUGCACCAUUAGGCGACCCCUUUUACCGUCGCAGCAGUGCUUAUUUUCUCUCCCCUCCCCGCACCAUAUUUUGAGGCCGUCACCAGAAUGUUGUUUGCCUUUAAUGCCGGACCUUUGUGUUACUAGGUAGCCUCAUUGCGGCUACUACAUACCGAUUUUACUCGCCAAACUUCAGCUUCGCAUCGAUUAGCUUAGCUUUACCACAUUUCUCAGGCUUUGCGCCGGGUAAAAAAAAAACCCCUUGACCAACCAUGGAAGGGGUUUUGCUUGUUCCCCCAGACCGGGGAACCAUAAUUGGGCGGGCUAUGUGGAAGCCCCGAUUCGUCGUGGUCGGUCUGCAGAGGCGAUGGGAGCAGCCCUCAUCCGUACCCGGAAGAAUGACCAUGCCAAAAGACAAUCAGCCCAUUUUACCUUUUUUGACCAUCUUCAAGUCCAAGAACGACACUGAGCCCAUCCAACAACAUGCCCUCUCCUCUAUUACAGAUUGUCAAGUCCAAGUGAUUGCACACAAGAAACAAGGACAAGUCGCCCCGACACUAGUGAUCACAGUCGCACCGGAUCCAGCAACAGAUAAACUGAGAAAGCGUCGCUCGAGUCGCGCCGCCGGUCUGACCAGCAGCAAGGAGUCCUCGGGAAACACCCUUUACUUUCGGACGGGGGAUGAGACAUUGAGCUUACAGGAUUGGGAGCGAUACAUUCAGGGGCAAAUGCAGAGAACGUCGGGACCGCCACAGGGAUCCGGCGUACCUCCGAGCCCAAUGAGCCCUAUGAUGAGUCCCAUCUCGCCGACCUUUACGAACCCCUUCGCCGGCGGUACACGGUCAAGAGAUCCCUCUGACUACUUUCCCAGACCACCGAGUGGGGCCGCCUCGGCUUCGCAAUCACAGUUUACCAGGGGUACAGGUUUGAGCCACAAGAACUCGAACCAAACAUACUCGAGCCGUGAGCGGCCCAUGACAUACUCAGGCUCACCCAGUCUGCGCUCCAAACGAAGCGAUGUAUCCUCGCAUGCUAGUUUCAUGAACCACACUCACCACCAGUCAUAUACGCAACACGGCGGCUAUUACACCGCCGCACACCCCGCAGAUCUGCCAUCACCAGCCACUACAGUUCCCGAUCACGGUGUCGAGUUUAUCGAAGGUUGGACUGCUGCCCAAGGUAGAUCUUCGGCCCUCAACUCCCCAAUCCGGGGUCGUGACAGCAUCAGCUCUCAAGUCACAUCGCCGAUUACAGCUAAUGCUCCCGCAGCGCCCUCAGUUGCCACGAUCGAAGCAAGCUCACCACCAGGACCUCGGGAAACAAUUCUCGACAGGGCUUUUCAGAUGCGCUGUAUUCCUGGAUCUGAGAAGGAAGUGCCUGGUGAAGAGAAUCUGAGCUCUUUGGCUCGCUUUGAAGCACUCAUGCGGGAAAUGGACAAGAAGCGACAGUCUAGGGAGGCGGAAGAGUGCAAGAGGGCGCGUCAACAAAAGCAGCAACAGCUUGAACCGCAACCAGGGGCACCUAAAAGUGGGUGGGACCAGGACGACGAGUCCAGUGAGGAUGAGUCUGAUUUGGAGGACUACCGACGGAACAACAGCGACGCCAAACACUUUUCAAAGCCUCGCGGUGGCUUGCAGCGGGGUCAUAGCUACAGCCACAGCAUCACGGCCCAGAAUGGUGGCUUUGCCCACGAGGUGGAUUUGGAUGACGACGAAAUCGUCAUUCCCCCUGGGGCACAACGGGCCUUGGAUUUUAUUACCACCGGUCGCAGUUCCCCUGCGGUUCAGUCUCCUGUGAAUCUGGCCAGCCCAAGGAGUCCGGUGGAGUAUCAUCAUGGCUACGACAAUUUGAUUCCGUCAAUGAACAACAGUGUGUCUUACCACGAUCCGCACGAACACUCCGGGACUGUCGCUCAAACAAUGUACAGGCAACACGAGGUAGCGGAGAGUACCAUGAACCGACCGCAUAUGCACUACGGAGUCCAGCAGCCGAACUUUCCAUCAUCUGGUACAGCAACACCAACCGAUCACAUGACCUCUAUACCGGCGUCGUUGCUGGGAGGUUUGUCACGGCGCAAUACGUCCGAGAAGCGCAACUCGGCCUCGAGCUCGAAACGCAUCAGUUUUACUGAACAAUUGACAAGGAGAUUGAGCAGUACAAGCAGCCUUUUGCUUCAGACAAACCAUGAGAAAUCUUCAACUGGUCGCACAAGCCAUGACGGAGAAGCGAACCAAUCCUCAUACGGUUCGAGGUCAGCCACUUCGCACCCUCGCGGGGUCAUACCUUCUUCGCAUGCACCCCCGGGCCCAUCGGAACGUGAGUGGGAGAAGAAGUGUGGUUGGCGCGGCAGCGUGGUCAUUGGCAACGAAGGCGGUUUUCUUUGAACAUACCUUGCCCCAGCAUUGAUUCUCACGACUCUGUCUCCUUUUCCGCGCUUACUGCGCGACGAUUUUUUUUCUUCUUUUAUUCGAACAUGAGCACUUCACGCUUCUGCUGUUGGGAUGUAACGAUGAAUCAUCUUCUUUUCUAGGGCAUCUGAACUGGUCAUGGAAAGGACAACGACCCAAAAAUCACGUUCGCGCCAUCUGUUGAGAUAUACCCUUUUUUUUCUGCUUUAUUUCCUUCUUACGACCAUCAUGACCAAGUUUUACUGCAAUCUCUGUAAUUAUUAGGAGCAGCGGGGGAGGGAGUAGGAUCUAGAACUACUCGUGUGGGAAGGCGUCGGGGCAUUUGUAGAGGUUAACUCGCAUCUCGGAACUUCUCAUACUCAUCUCAAGAGUUUAAUGAUAGCACUUUUCCAUGUCUCAAUCUCAAUCGCCUUGAACCUAUGGCCUGUGUCCUGGAGAUUUGUUGAUGACCAGAGCCAACCAACGCUUGAUUGCAGGCUCAAUGCUAACGGGGACCAUCUUUGGCAAAAUCAUCUAUCUCAUGCUUGCUGCUAGCCAAGCAAGCGACGAGACCGCGAGCAAGGCAUAUCAGACCCUGGGCGGUUUACUCUGGACCAGAGUUGCUGUCCUACACAGGUAUGCUACCACCGGAGCUGCAGAUAUUUUGGGGUCCGAUGACCCCUUUCUUCUCCUUUUUUAUUCUUAUUCUCUUUUACUUUGACGCGCUCACCUGUUCUCUAUCCGCAGCCGAUCGGCAAAGAACUUCAUGAUGGGCAGUAUCUCAUCCCUACUCUCAGGCAUUCCAUCGUGAGGCUUCUUCCACGUCGCCACCUCGACGUUGUCAAACUCCUUCUUGACCACCUCGACGGCGUCAUCGUCAAGGUCCUCGCUCUCCCGACCACGGCACAGAAGCACAGGCGUCGAGGCCUUGGGCCUGUUGCUAACGGUCGGCACCAUGGACUGCGGGAGAGGGCCGCCGACCGAGAUGACGCCCUUGAAGGCGGAGCCUCUGCCGCGGGUGCCGCCAGCACCACCACCAUCAUCAUCAUCAUCAUCACCAUCAUCGCCUUGUGUGACGUCGACGACCUCGGGCCCCAUCCUGACGCUCGAC
Molecule: messenger RNA, 3666 nt
Organism: Pyricularia grisea
Lineage: Eukaryota; Fungi; Ascomycota; Sordariomycetes; Magnaporthales; Pyriculariaceae
Exons: 3
Coding region: 441-2552 (703 amino acids)
Source: RefSeq, a predicted model, not a curated record